This is a messenger RNA of Sclerotinia trifoliorum, 1475 nucleotides long. NCBI's taxonomy places the organism in Eukaryota, Fungi, Ascomycota, Leotiomycetes, Helotiales, Sclerotiniaceae. The record is from the annotation of a GenBank genome assembly.
UACACAAGAGGUGAGAACGACUCGGACAAUGUAUUGCUGGCAAUUUUUAAUCUUUUUAUAGCAAAGACUGUAUGAUAUGCUCGGUGCAUUUAUCACGUCUUCCCAUCGAGACCUACUCAAAGACAAAACUCUAGAAGGUCAGAUCCGAAAUCAUUGGACUUUGAGCAAGGAUGCAGCAAUACCCUUUUCCAGAGGGGUGAUUAGACUCGAAAGGUUGAAAGCAGCAAAGGUUCAGAUUCCUUUCUGUUCUUGGUCUUUUCCACGCUAACUGUGUACAGUACAAUAUCCUGUAUAACAAUAUUGGCGGCGUUCCGGCUAUUUAUAAGGGUUCCCGACAUUACAAUUGGAAAUGUGAUCUAGCUGGUCGCUCAAAUUCCGGGAUCGAGAGUCCUGAUCCGGGACUCCUUGAAAUACAUUCCAGGUUCUCUAGGGCUUUAAACUGGACCGAUGUUGCUAGCAACAUAGAUAGUCGUCCACGCUUGCGCCCAAGUCGAAAUAAAGACAGGAAUCUUUUCAUACAAUCGAUUACUACUACUUUGCUCGCUAUAUGGACCAGCUUCCCUGAAUGUAUCCGGUUUCAAACAUACAGAAUUUUGGGAACCGGUGGAUCAUAUCUCUAUGAGCAAAUCACCUUCGGAGUCCAGAGAUUGCCAUUUGGAAUGUACCUCAAAUAUGGACCAGGAGCCCACAAAGACCGGCAUACCGCAGAAUUUAACGCCUUAAAAGUCGUGCAAGGUCGAAUUUCCAUUCCUGUUCCGUAUCCCAUUGAUCUCUUACUCUCACCCACUGAUUUGUUCCUCGUCACUUCCCGCAUCGAAGGCGAGUCAGUUGGUAUUGCUAUAGACGAAUGCACUGACGAAGAAAUGCAUCGGAUCGCCCAAGAUUUACGUUCCUGCAUCGCAGAACUACAUACCAUCAAGGUGAACCGUGACUCGAAGUACUCUAUUACCAGCGCAACUGGAGGUCCUUGUUUGGAUUAUCGCAUCUCUAGCGAAAUAGUAGGACCUUUUCACGACGAGAAAGAAUUCAGUGAAUCAUUACAGCUGGGGAUCCUUCCUGGUUUAAUGCAUCGCACUGAUCAUGAGAUACCUUUUGCGCACGCGCAUUUGAAUAUGAGGAAUAUUAUGGUUAAGGAUGGGAGCAUUUCGGGAAUGGUGGAUUGGGAGAAUGCGGGAUGGUAUCCUGAGCAUUGGGAGUUCACCAAGUGUCAGUUUGGCGUUAGGAUUCAUAAGAGAUGGUUGAAAUUGACAGGAGCUGUGUUUGGGGAGAAGUAUCAAGAGGAGUUGGGGAUUGAGAGACAGUAUUGGGAAUAUCAAACCUUAUCGAUGUAUGUGAUGGACGGGUAGAUGCUUGAGUUUACACAGCAACCUACAAAUGUCAGAUGAUAUCACAUUUCACGUGAUUAUAUACUGGUGUUUCUUCGGGAACCAGGAACCAGUUUCAUGAUAAAGAUCAACACCUUUUUAAUAGCCUAA